Acipenser ruthenus (sterlet) is the source of this 10835-nucleotide messenger RNA. It is a transcript of the gene plekhh2, whose product is annotated as pleckstrin homology domain containing, family H (with MyTH4 domain) member 2. Gene Ontology annotation, molecular function: actin binding. Lineage: Eukaryota; Metazoa; Chordata; Actinopteri; Acipenseriformes; Acipenseridae. Gene Ontology annotation, cellular component: cytoskeleton; cytoplasm. Gene Ontology annotation, biological process: negative regulation of actin filament depolymerization. The record is from RefSeq and is a predicted model, not a curated record. The transcript has 30 exons. Bases 2666 to 7117 code for a protein of 1483 amino acids.
CUGAUGCAGCACAGUACCUGGGCAGGCUCCUUUCAAGGGGAUUUUUCACUGCAUGCUCUGUGUUCAAGCUCUAGCAGGAGAAGGAAGGGAGUACUUAGGCUGUGACACUGGGAGCCAAUUCCCCCGUCGCAAGCGUGUAACACGAGGAUCAGGAAACAGUAAAACACUGGGAGCCAAUUCCCCCGUCGCAAGCGUGUAACACGAGGAUCAGGAAACAGCAAAACACUGGGAGCCAAUUCCCCCGUCGCAAGCGUGUAACACGAGGAUCAGGAAACAGUAAAACACUGGGAGCCAAUUCCCCCAUCGCAAGCGUGUAACACGAGGAUCAGGAAACAGUAAACACUGGGAGCCAAUUCCCCCAUCGCAAGCGUGUAACACGAGGAUCAGGAAACAGUAAAACACUGGGAGCCAAUUCCCCCGUCGCAAGCGUGGAACACGAGGAUCAGGAAACAGUAAAACACUGGGAGCCAAUUCCCCCGUCGCAAGCGUGGAACACGAGGAUCAGGAAACAGUAAAAAUAAGAGACAAUUUCCUGAGAAUGUGAGAGACCAGAAGAGAGGGAAACCUGAUCCUGAACCUUUGAGAAACAGCGCUGCGUAAUAAAACCGCACAGCGACACAGUCCAGAUCCUUUUUAUCAGCUGUAUCUGCUGCACUCCAUCGUUCAGCUGGACACACUCCUGCAGGACAGAGGCCAGCUGCUGUGCCAAAGGACCUCCGUCUAGAGCGAGGAAAUAGAACAGAACACUGGAGUCCGGAGCACCACCAGGGCAAGUAAAGAACACUGCCUUCAGCAGAGUCUGACAUGGGAAAAGACUCCUCUGGAACAUACAUGCAAGUGCACUUCUAGCACUAUUUAAAAUACCUUAUUCAAGUUUUUAAAUGAUGAAUGACAGAUUACUGAAAACAUAUCACUCACACAAAAGCACAUAACCAGCAUACAAAAUGAUAGCUGUGUUUUAUUAAGGUACGUGUUGAUUUCAGUAAAGUGUGCUUGUCUCAUUAGCAUCAAUCAGAUGUGCUGGUUUCCUCAGUAAUGCCACCACCCCCUUGUCUGUGGACAGUUCAGUUUAAUCUACCUUUCACUGGCAAGAACGAUGGCCCCAGCACCUCAGGUCAGAGUGCCAGUGGUCUCCAGCUGAAUUACUUUGCUGCAGGUCUGUCAAAUUAACAUGACCUACUUGCACUGGCUUGACAUAAUGUCUCCUGCUAAGAAUUAUGCUAAAAACUUACCUGGUCCAAAUGUAUUUAUGUAUUUAUUGCUGCCCAGUGCCCAAUACAUUUGACAUUUAAAAAAUAGGCAUUAAACAGGUAUAGGAACAUUCCCUGGGCAGUAAAGGGUUAUUAGCACUACCCUUUGUGCAGCUUACUAAUUGAAAUAUGAGUUUGCAAGGUCCAAUUACAGAUGAGACAUAUUGAACCACAUCAAAUAUAAUACUAAAAUAUGAAUCUAAACGAAAGGCAAACUUCUGUAUGGAGCACCUGGUAGUAUGAGAAAGCUAUGCAACACAUAUGGAAGACAAUGUGCCCGGACUACCACACAGUGGAAUGGGGAGAGUGUGCAAUGCGUCAGUCCGCUGUGCGCACUGCUGCUGCUGCUCUGCCAGGUUCUAGGACAUGCAAUAAACACCUGGGUGACGGAAGAGGGUCCUCUCCUGCUUCAAGGGUUUUUGGUCUCUGCCACAGAACAGUAACACAAGCCUCUGAGCAUUUUAGGAAUAUGUGGUGUUAUUUCCCACUAUGCAGUAAUGAUCAGGCACGAGCUAUUUAAUUUAGGGAGGUCAAAAAGGUUGCUACAGCAUUAUCACACGUUCUCUAACUACACCGGUUUCACAGUUUCCUUUAACUGUUAAAUUACACUGGUUUUCACAAGACAUGACGUUUUCUAAACCUACACCGGUAUUUCCAUUUCUAGCAGCCUAAGCAUGAAACUUAAAAGUUUAAACCAACACGUUUAAAUUGACCGCUACAUAAACCGAAACGUUAUAUUACUUUGCGCUCGUUAAGGAUCAAACGUUGCAAAGUCAAGCUUUUCCUAAACGGUUUUCAUUCUUGAAAACGUGUAUUAUUUAUGACGAGUUUCUGCAGUGUAAGUAACCCUUUAGAAAACUAUCUAUACCAAAAAUAUCUAUACCAUCCAUGUAGUUGUGUUAAUUUAAAUAGAUGCGUUUUAAAAUUACUGGAGUAUAACAGAAAUUAUAACACUCGCUGCAUACUCCUCUACAGUGCCGUACUGCGGUACUCCAACGUCAAUUCCGGGUAUUCUAAACCCGCCUUCUAAAUAUAUUCAUUCGACUGCUGUGCCCAUUCUCCCCGCCUCCUCCAUAUUAGACGCUCUCUUAUUCGCCUUUAAGAAUAUCAGUCUUACACUAUACCUCCUCCUGGUAAUCUGCAUAACCACGCCUUACACUGCGGUGAUAGGACAGACGGGCGUGUGUUGGCACGCCCCAACAGAGCCACCCCAGUUCUGAAGUCGGACACAUUGCUGAAAUUGGAAACUUUGGGAAAAGUGUGGAAUUCCUAUCCGUUCUGUUUUACAAUGGGAAUGACAGAAUGGGAAUAGGAGGAAAAAAUGAAACAAGCGACUGAGCUCAAAUACAAUAUCUCUUUUGGAUUAUUUGCGUGCAGAACUCUUUAAUUCCGAUUAUUUACUGGCUGCGGUCGGCAUGGCGGAGGGCUUGGAGGCAGCGGGUCCCAUUGACUGGAAGGAGAGGUGCACCACCCUGGAGACCCAGCUCCUCAAGUUCAGGAUCCAGGCCAGCAAGAUCCGGGAGCUGCUCGCCGAAAAGGUAAAUACCCAUGGAACCCAGAUGCAGCAGCUGGAGAGGCAGGUUCUGGAUGCUGAUAGGAGAGCUGAGAAGGCCAGUCAGCAGGUCCUGGUGAUGGAGGAGAAGCUGAAGGCGGCCAACAUUCAAACCAGCGAGUCGGAGACCCGGCUGUAUAAGAGGAGCCAGGACCUGGAGACCCUGGUGCAGGAGAAGGAUGACAUCAUCCAGGGGCUGGAGCAGCAGCUGGACGAGCAGAAGCAAAUGAGAUUCCAAGAAGCCAAGAUCGUAGAGGAGAAAGCAGCAAAAAUCAAGGAGUGGGUGACACUGAAGCUGAAUGAGCUGGAGCUCGAGAACGAGAACUUGCGCUCGAUCAACCAACGGCAGACUGAGGAGAUUGAGACUCUCCAGAGGCAGCUUCAGGAGGCAGAGGUGAAGAAGUCUCACUCCGUGACCCACAAGCCUGGGGAAGCUCAGAGGCUCAGCAGCCUGACGUUCGGCUGCUUCCAGGUCAGAGCCAAAAACCCCCAGGUCCUGACUGGACCAGAACAAGGGCACCGGGCCACCAAUCAGGAGACUGCAGGGUUGGAGGGGAGCGUGGCAGCAGGGAAAGAAGCCAGUAAAGAUUCUGAAUCUCAGGGGUGUCGAGACGGCAACAAGAGCCAGAGACCUGUACUGGCCAGCUCGGGCGAGAAAGGGAGGCGACAGGUCCGGGGGGGCGAGGCAGCCUGUGGGGGGGCGCUGAGUGAGGGCAGCUCUGACGAGGAGGAGGAGGGAGGGAGGGGGCGGGAGAGACCCAAGUCUUGCUGUGUGUCCUCUGCACUCUCCAGCCCUGCCUCUGACGGGCGCUACAGCCGGGCUGGGAGCGAGACUUACCUGACCGCCUCGGACGAUAGCAGCUCUCUGUUUGACGAGGACAUGCAGCGGGCCGACCCCAAGGGGGUGUACCAGCUCCCCCAGAUAGACCACCUGAGAGACGGCACGGCUGCAGGCUGCUUGGGGAAGAAGAGGCCAGAGCGGGACAGCUCCUCGGAGGAGCUGAGUAAGAAGUUCCAGUCCCAGCGCCUCGACUCGUCAUCCUCCUCCAGCGAAGCCAACACCCCCAGCCCCAUCCUGACCCCUGCGCUCACCCCCAAACACCCCACCCUGGAGACCAGCUCCCUCUCCCUCCCACACUCCCCCAGCAAGCUGCCCCCGCCCAGGCUACGCACCCCCACCGUGUUCAGCAUCAGCGUGGCCCUGGCCAAGAAGCACCUGAGCCAGCCGCAGCUCAGCUCCGACCGGCUGUUCGGCCGCAACCGCAACGCCAUCAGCAUGGUGCGGCCGCUCUGGCAGCAGGAUGACAUGGAGCUGGAGGAGCGAGCCCAGCCGGGAGGCUUCGAGCCCGGCCUGGAUGAGGGGGUCUUCUCCUACGACUCCUCCGAGGAGCUGGAGGGAGGGGCGGAGCUCCUGGGGAGAGCACAGGGCAGCAAGCCGCCCACCCCCCCUCUGCACAGGUUCCCUUCCUGGGAAAGCAGAAUUUACGCGGUAGCCAAAUCUGGGAUCAGACUGUCUGAAGCCACAUGUUCUGAGCUUGCCAACAAAAGCUCUGGGUCUCUCUCUUCAUACUCCACCUCUGGGUCGUACACCUCUCUGAUAUACAAGAACAUGACCACUCCAGUCUACACCACACUAAAAGGGAAAGCCACCCAGCUGAGCAGCAGCCCGUUCUCUGACGAAUCGUCGGGCUCCGAGGAGGAGGAGAGCUCCCGCUCCAGCACCAGGACCUCCGGCUCAGACUCCAGGAAGGGCAGCGGGACAGGGAGUCCCCGUGCCAUCAAGAGAGGGGUGUCCAUGUCAUCGAUGACCUCAGAGAGCGACUACGCCAUCCCUCCUGACGCCUACUCUACCGACACAGAAUGCUCGGAGCCAGAGCAGAAACUGCCCAAAACCUGCUCCUCCUCCAGCGACAACGGCAAGAACGAGCCUUUGGAAAAAUCUGGCUACUUGUUGAAGAUGGGAGGGAAAGUGAAGACCUGGAAAAGACGCUGGUUUGUCCUGAAAGGAGGUGAACUGCUGUACUACAAGUCGCCAAGUGAUGUGAUCAGAAAGCCGCAGGGGCAGAUUGAGCUGAGCACCUCCAGCAGUAUAGUCCGGGGGGAUGGGAAGCAAACCAUUCAGAUGAUCACUGAGAAGCGAGUCUAUUACCUGACUGCUGAUUCCCCCAAUAUCCUGGAGGAGUGGAUCCGCGUGCUGCAGAAUGUACUGCGAGUGCAGGCCGCCAGCCCGCUCUUCACACAGCCCGAGGCCAAGCCAGCCAUGAAGGGGUUGCUCACCAAGGUGAAGCACGGAUACUCCAAGCGGGUGUGGUGCGCACUCAUUGGGAAAACACUCUACUAUUUCCGCAGUCAGGAAGACAAGUUCCCGCUGGGUCGGAUCAAGCUGUGGGAGGCCCGGGUGGAAGAGGUUGACCGGUCCUGCGACUCGGACGAGGACUACGAGACCAGUGGCCGCAGUCUGCUGUCCACUCACUACACCAUCGCCGUCCAGCCCAAGGAGCAGGGCCCCACCUACCUCCUCAUCGGUUCCAAGCACGAGAAGGACACCUGGCUCUACCACCUAACCGUGGCUGCGGGCAGCACGACCGUCGCAGUGGGCACGGAGUUCGAGCAGCUGGUGGGGAAGCUGCUCACUGUGGAGGGAGACCCUGGCUCUCAGCUCUGGAGACACCCCACCCUGUGUUACAGUAAAGAGGGCAUCACCUCCCCCCUCACCACACUACCCUCGGAGGCACUGCAGACUGAGGCCAUUAAGCUCUUCAAGACAUGCCAACUAUUCAUCAACGUUGCAAUCGACGCCCCUGCCAUCGACUACCAUGUGUCUCUGGCACAGAGCGCCCUGCAGGUGUGCCUCACCCACCCCGAGCUGCAGAACGAGAUCUACUGCCAGCUCAUCAAACAGAGCCGCAAGAGGCAGCCCCCGGGCCAGGCCGGGCCCAUGCAGGGCUGGCAGCUGCUCGCUCUCUGUGUGGGGCUCUUCCUGCCUCAGCAACCCUUCCUGUGGCUCCUGAAACUGCACCUCAAGAGGCACGCGGACUCCAGGACAGAGAUUGGGAAGUACGUUAUCUACUGCCAGCGCUGUGUGGAGCGCACUCAGCAGAAGGGGGAGCGCAAGGCCAAGCCGUCCCGCAUGGAGAUCCUGUCCAUCCUGCUGAGGAACCCCUACCAUCACUCCCUGCCCUUCAGCAUCCCUGUGCACCUCCUCAACAACACCUACCAGGUGGUGGGGUUUGAUGCAUGCACCACGGUGGAGGAGUUCCUGAGCACACUGAACCAGGACACUGGCAUGAGGAGACCCGCACAGUCCGGCUUUGCUCUCUUCACUGACGACCCCUCCGGCAGGGAUCAGGAGCACUGUCUGCAGGGCAGCAUCAAGAUCUGCGAUAUCAUCUCUAAAUGGGAGCAGGCCUCCAAAGAGAUGCAUCCGGGCAAGUCAGAGAGCACAAGGACAGUGCGGCUCACCUACAAAAACAGGUUGUAUUUCUCUGUGCAGGCUCGUGGUGAGACUGACCGGGAGAGGCUGCUGCUCAUGUACCAGACCAGCGAGGAGAUCCUUCAGGGACAGUUCCCUGUCAACAAGGAGCUGGCUCUGGAGAUGGCAGCGCUGCUGGCACAGGUGGAGUUUGGAGACUUCGAGCGACCGUUUUCCACGCCAGCAGGUCAGGUUACUGCCCAGUCCAAAUCCAACCAGAGUCUGAAGCAGGUUCUGGAGAGGUUCUACCCCAAGCAGUACCGGCAGGGCUGCUCUGAGGACCAGCUCAGGCAGCUCCGGCAGAGGCUGUCAGCGAGGUGGAUGUCUCUGAGGGGCCGCACCGCCUCGGACUGCAUUCGGAUCUACUUGACCGUGGCCAGGAAGUGGCCUUUCUUCGGGGCUCGGCUCUUUGAAGCAAAGCCCAUCACCCCCUCGCCCUUCCAGGAUGCUCUGGUCUGGCUGGCAGUGCACAAGGAUGGGAUCAGUGUGCUGGAGUACAGCUCCAUGAGGCUGCUGGUGUCGUACGGGCCCAGGAACCUGAUGACGUUCGGAGGCUGCCGCGAUGACUUCAUGCUGGUGGUGGGUCAGUCCAGUGGCAAUGGGCACCCCAAGGACAAGCCCACAGAGAAGUACCUGUUUGCCAUGCCCAAGCCCAAGAUUCUGGAGAUGACCUUGCUGAUCGCCAGCUACAUCAACAGUGUCCACCAGCAAAAAGCCGCUGCCCAUCACCUCUCCGCCCCAGCCCUGCUCUCCGCUCAGCUGGCUGGACCCAAGAGCAGGGAGAUGGGGAGCCAGCCACUGCUGUCCUCCAACAGACCCACCAAGGGACCCACCCUUCUGUGAUCCCAGGCACCCUGAACCACUGAGCUCGCUCCGUAGCUGGCCAGCGAGAGCAGCAGCCUCCAAACCACAAGCCAUUAGCGCCUCACCGAACAAGGGGCCUAUCCUACUAUGAGAUGCAUCUGGAUCCAAGCUAGAUCUUUAGCUCACAGUUUAGAGCAGUGAUUCCCAAACCGGUCCUGGGGACCCACUGUGUCUGCUGGCUUUCAUUCCAACUGAGCUCUCAGUUACUUAACUAGACCCUUAAUUAAAUUGAUACUUUCCUGAAUUAGACCUUUUUAAAUUGUUUUCAGCUCUUAACAGUUGCAUAUUUCAAGUUAGCUAUGCCAUUUUAUAAGUAACUUGAACUCUGCAACUGUUCAAGAGCUGAAAACAAUUAAAAAGGUCUAAUUAAGCAAAUUUAGAGCAACCUUCCCAAAACCCUUCAGGGCCAUGCCAGUACAUGUUAAAGGGAUACUGUAUGUUGUUCACAUUUUAAUCGUUCAUUUCUUACGUGUUUGCUUCCAACAUUAUAUGCUCUGUUUACUAACUGUUCCAGCAAAAAUUGCUUCUGAAAAGGCUGAUUGUGGGGAAACAUAUCAGUGUUGCACAAGCUUCAGUGUACAGUGCUCCACCCAUUGGCCUUCGUGCACAGCGCAAUGCUAAUAUCCUCCCCAAACUCACUUCACCACAGUAAGCCUUUAAAUAUUAUUUUUGCUGGAAAGAAGAAACAACAAUAUUGAAUCAUACAGAACACACAUAUGGUAAUAGGAUAUGAAAUAUUGGAAAGCACAUAGAUGAUAUACCUGUCCCUGUAUGGUAAUGAUAACACAUUCUUAAGGACAUUUCAGUGAUGGUUAGCACUACCUUUUAUAUGCACUGGAAAGCAAUACAGGUUUGAAAUGCAUGUUAGACCAGAUUGGGGGAAGGUUAGAUUCAGUUCAAUCAUUGUAUUCAGUACUGCUGAUGCUUUUAAGAUUGUCUGCUAUGCUGGGGUACUUGUGACCCAGCCACUCAAGAGCCUUGUAAAGAUAUCUUCAUAUUACCAGCUAAUGGAAACAUGAACUACUGGAAGUUCAAAGUGUUUUUAUUAUAAUAUAAAAAUUAUAGUAGGCAAAAAAAUAAUUCAGGAUUUUAAUAUAAAUAUGUAGAUUUGAAAUAAUUGGCGCUGUAGUCAGAACUAACAGGUAUAAAUCGAGAUGCAACUGACCCUGUUUACAUAGUUAUGUUGUUAUGUGGUAUACCUGAUUUUCAAAAUGGGUAGAUGAUCAUUUCCUUAGGUGUUUUGUUCCUUAAACAGCUAGCUAACUGUAAACCAGCAUGUUUCUGUUGAAACCCCAUUAUAAACCAUCAGGAUGUAAAACAUUCCGGCCUCCCUUAGUAAAAGCACCACCGCACACAGUUCAAGGUAAGUCAUGCAAUCAGGAGCACGCUGGUUCGAAUCCUGGUUGUGUCCCGUCUUGGCUGGGGGCCCACAGGGAGUGCUGCAUUGUGGACAGGCAGGAAAACUGGCAGGGGUUAGUUCACCUGAUCGCACAUCAGUGACCCCUAGUGGUCAGGUGCCUGACUAGGCCAGGAUGUCUUGUAUUCAGUGUUGAGAGUACCUCUGCUGUAGCGCAGAGAGUUACCGACCCGUUACUGUCUGUCCGUUUCUCUGUACAUAUGCCUGCAGUAUACAUACAGUUAUUUCUGGAGCUCGGGAAAAACAGGACAAUCUUUUCCUAGCGUUCCAAACGGUACAUGAUGUCCUGUCUGGCGCGUUGAUUUCCGUUUGCAACUCUUCUUGUGCUAAUCGACCCCCACCACCCGCCACCUCUCAGACACAUUUUAUUAUUAUUAUUAUUAUUAUUAUUAUUAUUAUUAUUAUUAUUAUUAUUAUUAUUAUUAUUAUUAUUAUUUAUAUAAACUGGAGGUGUACAAAUCUUUAAAGAAAUGAAUGUAGCUCAUACAUUAACUUGACCAAUAAUGUGUUAAUAUCAGGUACUGGUAUAAGCUCUUAAUCACAAACACUGAAUUUACAACAAUCUGGGGGUGACAAGGGCUGGGUGGGCAUCCUAACAGAGCCUCAACACAGCUGCUGUGUACUUGGAAUGCCCGCUGUUCAGUUGAGGUCCUGUCCUCCCACCACAAUUAUGUCCAGUUUUAUACUAAAAUAUAAUUCUUGUUUCGUGCUCAUUUUCCCAGUUUUAGUGGGAAACCGGACCUGGUUGGCAGUUCAGUUUGUUUACAGUUUCUAACAGUAGUUUCAGUUGCAAGAACACAAGCUUCCAAUUUGCAUUAUACAGUAUAAACAUAACGCUUCUGCUCUAUCUGCAGCAGUUGAAGGUUAUAUAAGCUCCGCUGUUGCAAAACAAAAAUGUAAACAAAUAUGUGUUUCAUUUUGCUCUGACAUUGGAGGACAGACAGGCAAGCUAGGGUUCUAGUUUUACCCACUUGUUAAACAGACAUAUUUUAGUUAUUGUUAAUAUAAUUGUAAUAUUCAUAAAAUCAUAGCAGAAGCAACCAUCCAUAAAAGUUAGUGCACUUGCCUUUAUAAAACUUCACCAUAGUAAAAGCAUAGUAAAAGCAUAGCAGUGUAAAUAAUAGCAAGGUAUGGUAAAGCAUAUUUAAACAAAAAAAAAAAAACAUGGCAAACCAGGGUAAAAUGCAUAGAAAAACUGUUGAUUUACUGUGCAAGUCUACUGUGGUAAACUUUUAUAAAGGUGCACCGUACUCACGGAAGUCAGUUCUAUAUAGUUUUUCACAACACGCUUUAGUUUUUAAAAUGUACUGUGUAAACAGUUUAGCAGUGGAGUAUUAUUGACCACAGAAUAUAAAAGACAUACUUCUACUAUCAUUGCUCUGCUGUGCAGAUCAUAUUCACACUGUGAUAAAGCAAUUAUUAUUAUUAUUAUUAUUAUUAUUAUUAUUAUUAUUAUUAUUAUUAUUAUUAUUAUUAUUAUUAUUAGUAGUAGUAGUAGUAGUAGUAGUAGUAGUAUUACAUUCCUGUGGAUCAGAUAAGAUCUAGAAACACAUUUUUUAAUUCAAACUAACAAUAUAUGAGGUACUUUUGUAAUUAAAGUUUAACAUCAUCAUUGCGUUUUGUUACUUAUUCUUGUAUCAGUGUUGCCCUGUUUUCACACAAGGAAUUGAUUCUGGGUAGAAUCAUAUGUUAUUAUGCAUUGUUACAAUGUACUUAACGUGGAAAUCUUUUUGCACACUAUAUGUAAGUACACAAUUGUAUCAGAAAAGGGUUGGGGAUAGGGGUGUUAGGGUUAGGGUUUGAGUCAGGGGUUAGGGGGUUAGGGUUAGUAGAUUGUAACUAUGCACAAUAACAGUGUAACUAUGUGUAAGUGCACAUGUAUUUACUAAGUAACUGCUAUGUAAAUACACAGUAAUUAGAGACACUUCAUGUAAAGUGUUACCCAGUGUUUUCCUGGUUUGUGUUUUGUUAUUGGGCCGGUAUGAUAAGGUGAGGGAGUGUAAUAGCCACAGUGUGUUUAAUUUUGAAGAGCCUGUGGCGUCUGUACCCAUGUGCUUUGUAAUGUGUGUGUAAGGUGAUCUGGUAUACACCUUUGCCCAGCUCAGUGUCAUGUUUUGUGUCUGUAAUGAAGAGAAGGCUGUGAAAGGUAUACAGUAUUUAAUGCACAAGUGAAAUAUUUUAAUGCCAAUCUGCCUAGAUAUUUAUUUUAUUUGUAUUUGUUUUUGAUGACGUUUAUGCUAAUUCUCACAGUUAUUUAAAUAAAUGCACUCUAUAAACAGA